AUGGGAUCUCGAGUAGAGAUUUUAAACGAUGACGGCUAUCGUUCGGACGGAAGGCGACAGUUCGAGCUUCGCGAUAUCACCAUGGACCUUUCUCAGCGAGGAACCGCGGACGGCUCAGCUAUGAUCACCCACGGCUUGACUCAGGUCCUCGUGUCAGUCUUUGGACCAAGAGAAGCGAAGAUGCGCUCGCAGACAUUUCAUGAUCGCGCCGUACUCAACGUGGAGGUCAACAUCGCACCAUUCAGCACGGGAGAGCGAAGGAAGAGGAAUCGCGGGGAUAAGCGAAUCCUAGAAUUCGCGUCCGCCAUUAAGUCGACGUUCGAGCCAGUAGUCCAAACCAACCUCUACCCCCGGUCGCAGAUUGAUAUCUACGUGCACGUGCUGCAGCAGGAUGGGGGCUUAUUGCAGGCAGGCAUAAAUGCCACUACACUUGCUCUCGUAAGCGCGGGCAUCCCUCUGCUCGAUCUAGUUUGCGCUGUGACUGGCGGCGUACACUCGACGUCACCCAUGCUCGAUCUCACGACGCUGGAGGAGAACGACAUCCCGCACCUCACCGUCGCCAUCAUGCCGAAGACAGGAAAAAUCACUCUAGUCACAAUGGAAACUCGGCUGCAUGCCGACCGGUUCGCGGAUAUCUUCAAGCUGGCAUGCGAGGCGGGGCAAGUCAUUCACAAAGAGAUGAAGCGGACCGUACGUGCACGCACACGAAGAUUGGUGGAUGCUAUGGAUUUAGGCAUCAGAUCGUCCGCCGGUACUGGAGAAAAUGUAGACAAAGACGUAGCGAUGAAUGAACCAGAAUGA
Molecule: messenger RNA, 801 nt
Organism: Phanerochaete carnosa HHB-10118-sp
Lineage: Eukaryota; Fungi; Basidiomycota; Agaricomycetes; Polyporales; Phanerochaetaceae
Exons: 3
Coding region: 1-801 (266 amino acids)
Biological process (GO): poly(A)-dependent snoRNA 3'-end processing; rRNA catabolic process; U4 snRNA 3'-end processing
Cellular component (GO): nucleolus; cytoplasmic exosome (RNase complex); nuclear exosome (RNase complex)
Source: RefSeq, a predicted model, not a curated record